Molecule: messenger RNA, 1410 nt
Organism: Thlaspi arvense
Lineage: Eukaryota; Viridiplantae; Streptophyta; Magnoliopsida; Brassicales; Brassicaceae
Source: the annotation of a GenBank genome assembly
AUGUCGGAUUCAGGUGACUCGUCGGGUCUUCACAAGCUUUCAACGAAAUCCGCCGUUUUCGGGCUAAACCUCUACUUAGUCAUCGCGAUUAUAUCUGUCUUCGUGUUACUGAUCUCACUCUUGAUCUUCCUCUUCGUCUGCUUGAAUCGCGUCUCACGCGCCCGUCGAAUGCGCGUGAAGCACAGCUCCGGCUCGAUCCCGUUGGUCUCUAAGGAGAUAUCGGAGAUCAAGACGGUCGGGAAGUUUCUGGACUGUGAUGAUUCCAAGGGUAAAAUCGGGAAAGAAGUCGUCGUGGUCUCCGGAGCGAGCAAAGAAGCGAGUGGUGGGUUCGAUGAUUUGUCGGUGGCUUCGAGCGGCGACGUUGGUUCCGAGGUAAUGGGAUGGGGAAGGUGGUACAGCUUGAAAGAUCUGGAGGUUGCGACACGUGGCUUCUCCGAUGAGAACGUGAUCGGAGAAGGAGGAUACGGCGUCGUUUAUAGAGCUGAUUUUCACGACGGUUCUGUCGCCGCCGUCAAGAAUCUACUUAACAACAAUCGCUACUCGCUACUCCCUAGUCCUGGAGGCAUUAAACUGUAUGUUGCUGUUUGUUUAGGUAGGGGUCAGGCAGAGAAAGAGUUCAAAGUCGAGGUAGAAGCAAUCGGGAAAGUAAGACACAAGAACUUGGUUGGUCUGAUGGGAUAUUGUGCUGACAGUGCUCAAAGGAUGCUUGUAUAUGAAUAUAUUGAUAAUGGAAACUUGGAGCAGUGGUUGCACGGUGAAGUAGGUCCCGUGAGUCCUCUCACGUGGGAUAUCCGCAUGAAGAUUGCCAUUGGAACAGCUAAAGGAUUAGCCUACUUACAUGAAGGGCUUGAACCAAAGGUUGUGCACCGUGAUGUGAAGUCUAGUAAUAUCUUGCUUGAUAGGAAAUGGAACCCGAAAGUAUCUGAUUUCGGUUUGGCCAAGCUAUUAGGAUCUGAAACAAGCUAUGUGACAACGCGUGUGAUGGGAACUUUUGGAUAUGUUUCACCAGAAUAUGCAAGUACGGGUAUGCUCAAUGAGUGUAGUGAUGUCUACAGUUUCGGUGUUCUGCUCAUGGAGAUUAUUACAGGCAGGAGCCCUGUCGAUUAUUCAAGACCACCUGGCGAGAUGAACUUGGUGGAUUGGUUCAAAGGAAUGGUUGCAAGCAGACGUGGAGAAGAAGUUAUAGACCCUAAAAUCAAGAAUCCACCGCCUCCUCCAAGAGCUCUGAAAAGAGCUUUGCUUGUUUGUUUGCGUUGCAUAGACCUUGAUUCUAGUAAACGGCCAAAGAUGGGACAAAUCAUUCACAUGCUUGAGGCUGAAGAUUUCCCUUUCCGUCCUGAACACAGAUCAAACCAGACAAACAAAAAUGCUCAUCACCACAAUGUUUCGGGGAGACCACUUAAGAGUUGA